GAAAGUAUGUUGUUGUUUAUUGACUAUUUGUGAGGAAGAAAAGUUUGAGGUUUGGUGGGAAUCUGAUGCAUUCCUUACAUACACACACAUGUAUAUAUACAUAUACAUAGUAUUGCAUUUGCACUUAAGAAUUGUAGUGGAUUAAGUUGAAAAAACAAACCCAACUCUUCUUCUUCAACUUUUGUCUCUCUCUCCAUAUAUACAUAUAUUGGGAGUGUUUGACACGGGUCUUGAAUCAAACGAGAAGAGACCUUUGGACAUAUAUAUUUAUAUGAACAAAGAGUGAGAUCAAUUAAGGGAUUUUGAAAAUUUCAGUUGAGGAUAUUGACUUGGGUUUGGCUUUUCUCUAUGUAUAUAUAUAUAUGUUGUAGAGUUGAAGGGUCUCAGCUUCUAUAUAUGCAUAUGAAAGUGUAUAUAAAUGUCUAGAGAAGCCUUUGAAGAAGUGGUGAGAGGAUUUGAGGGGGUUCAAUUGAAGAGCAGCUUUGUUUGUGGGAGGGUUUUAGGUUGGUUUUUGUUGUUUCAAUUCAGCAAAUAACAGACAGGGAUGUUGAGAAAUUUAAGGUAGUUUUGAUACUGGUUGUUGUGCGUUUGAGAAGAAGAACAAUUUGUUAAUUGAUAGAUAUUCAAGGUUUUGGAGGAGAGAUCUUAAUUUUUAUAAGAGAGGAAGCUUAAUUUGGUCUCUUUAACUUUGGUUACAUACAGAUGGGCUCCACAACUGUGACACAUUUAGUUCUGAUGAUUUUCAUUUUAGCGUCAAAUUACAUGGAAAUUGCAGCACAGACAGGCUCAUCAGAUAGUCCUCCACCUGGUACACAACCCAUUUUACAUUCAGAUAAUACAGUGAGAGUAGAUCCCCUUGAUGGUUUUAAGAAAUACAGAGGAGGAUAUGACAUCACCAACAAGCAUUAUUGGAGUUCAACAAUAUUUACAGGAGUUCAUGGCUACACGAUUGGGAUACUCUGGCUUUUCUUUGGAGUUGUGUACGGAUGCUUUGUUUUGGCAACCAAAUUCUGUUCCAAAAGAAAAGAAAAGCUUAAGAGGUCAUCACUUUGCUUCAAGCAAUGCUACUUGAGGCCUGUUCUACUGGCUACAUUCUUCACACUCCUGGGAAUAGCUGCAUCCGGGUUAGUUCUGGGAUCGAACGCAAAAUUUCAUUCACAAGCAAAAGCUGUGGUCAACCUAGUUAUUGAGACAGCAAAUGAGGCAUCUGAAACCAUAUACAACACAACAGGAGCAAUGAAAUAUAUAGCAAGCGACUUAGUGAACACAUCUACAUAUGAAGCUUCUGAGGCAUCUGGGUUCCUCACCUCUACAUCAGAGAGGCUAGAUGUUGAAGCUGCAGAUAUACAAAGGGAAGCCCAGAAGAAUCGACGCUUAAUCGACAAGGGUCUCAAGAUAAUCUACGUGGUAACUAUGGUGACCAUCUCCCUGAACCUAGUUGCAGCAAUUGCUCUGUCAGUCACCGGAAUCCUGAGGUUACGGCGGGCGCUUUACUUGUUGAUGAUACUCUGCUGGUUACUGACAGUUUUGUGCUGGUUGUUGUUUGGGAUGUACUUCUUUGUAGGAAAGUUUCUAAGCGAUACUUGUAUAGCUAUUGAAAACUUCCACGAAAAUCCCUAUAACAGCAGCUUGAGCUCAAUACUUCCCUGUGACAAACUGCUCUCAGCAAAGCCUGUCCUUUCUGAUAUCAGCAGGGGGAUUUAUGGCCUCGUUAAUCAGGUGAAUGCAAAUAUAUCAGUACAAGCAGCAUCAUAUCCGACGGUCUGCAAUCCCUUCUCAGCUCCUCCCGAGUAUGAAUACCAGCCAAAUAACUGCCCACCUAAUACAAUUCAAAUAGGAGACAUACCACAGGUCGUAAAGGUGUUUACAUGUUCUGGGGCUGACAAUGGGACCUGUAAUGAUGGAGAGUUUAUAACAUAUAGUGAUUACAAAACAGUAGAGGCUUACACAAGUUCAAUUCAGAACCUUCUAAAUGUGUAUCCUAGUAUGGAAGAUUUAAUCGAGUGUCAGUCAGUGAAGGAUGCAUUUUCAGAGAUCCUUCACAAGCACUGCAAGCCAUUGAAGAAAUAUGUAAGCAUGGUAUGGGUUGCAAUGGUUGUUCUUUCAGUCAUCAUGGUGGUUUUGGUCCUGAUAUUGACAGCACAAGCUAGUCAUGAGCAGGAAACACAUUCUUCUGGGGGUUCUGUGAAACCCCACCCAACAACUACUGAAUUAGUCAAAGAUGACUCAAAUUCUAGUUCAGUCUAGACAACAGCACUCAAUUUUCAAGAUGAUCUACUGGAAGACAUCACGCGCAAGCAAAUUCCGAUAGGUCAGGCAAUAGGAUGAAGAGUUCAUAGGUAGACAUACAAAGAGAAAUCAAAAAAAAAGGGGCCUAUAACAUAGAAGUUUUAUAUCUCUUAGGCGGAUUAUUUUUCUACACCAUUUUUUAAAUAUUUGGGGAACCAACCCCACUAUACAGUGUAAGAAAAUUUUACUCCAGUAAUAGUAUCAGUGUAUCACUUCCUUCAA
Messenger RNA from Tripterygium wilfordii, 2511 nucleotides. RefSeq lists its product as uncharacterized. Gene Ontology annotation, cellular component: membrane. The record is from RefSeq and is a predicted model, not a curated record. The transcript has 11 exons. The coding region runs from base 703 to 2247 and encodes 514 amino acids. Lineage: Eukaryota; Viridiplantae; Streptophyta; Magnoliopsida; Celastrales; Celastraceae.